Molecule: messenger RNA, 3033 nt
Organism: Mangifera indica (mango)
Lineage: Eukaryota; Viridiplantae; Streptophyta; Magnoliopsida; Sapindales; Anacardiaceae
Product: disease resistance-like protein DSC1
Exons: 8
Biological process (GO): signal transduction; defense response
Molecular function (GO): ADP binding
Source: RefSeq, a predicted model, not a curated record
AACAUAUUUCCAAACUCUAGAGACUUGAUUGCUUCAAGCAAUUCGAUGGCUUCUUCUUCUCGUCCUCCAGUCAUUUACGAUGUUUUUCUUAGUUUCAGAGGGGACGACACUCGCAACGGGUUUACCAGCCACCUCAAUGCAGCUUUGUGUAGAAGAAAGAUUAAAACUUUCAUUGAUGAUGGACUUAGAAGAGGAGACUGGAUUUCAUCAUCUCUUGUGGAAGCAAUUGAAGGAUCAAAGAUUUCAAUCAUCAUUUUCUCUAAAAACUAUGCUUCUUCUAAAUGGUGCCUUCAAGAACUCGUAAAGAUCCUCGAAUGUAAGGAAAAAUAUGGUCAGAUCGUGACACCCAUUUUCUAUCAUGUAGAUCCUUCAGAUGUAAGGAAGCAAACUGGAAGUUUUGGAGAUGCACUUGCUAAGCAUGAAGUACAAUUUCGGACGGAGAGAGAGAUGUUGCAGGGACGGAGAUGGAGGAAUGCUUUGACGGAAGCUGCCAAUAUAUCUGGGUUUGAUUCAAAUAUUGUUAGGCUUGAAUCAACACUUAUAGAGAAAAUUAUUAAAUAUGUCUUGAAGAGAUUGAAUAAUACGUGUUCUAGUUACAAGAACUUGGUUGGAGUAGCAAUGAAGAUUCAGACAAUUAAAUCUUUAUUAUCUAAUGGGUCGAAUAAUGUAUGCAAAGUAGGAAUUUGGGGCUUGGGUGGCAGUGGCAAAACAACUAUUGCCAAUGCAGUUGAAGGAUUAUAUGAUGAUGAAUCUUUUCAACUGUUUAGCCAACAUGCCUUCAAACAAAACUAUCCCAUCGAUGAAGAUUAUAUGGAGCUGUCAAAUAGAGUAAUACGUUAUGCUAAAGGUGUGUCAUUAGCUCUUAAAGUCUUGGGUUCUUUUCUACUUGAUAAGGGAAAAUAUGAAUGGGAAAGUACAUUGGAAAAAUUAAAAAAUUGUCUAUAUCAAGAUAUUCAAACGGUGCUUAAAAUAAGUUAUGAUGGAUUAGAUAUUGAAGAGAAGAAUUUAUUUCUAGAUAUCGCAUGCUUCUUCAAUAGAUGGGAUAAACAUCUAGUUCGUAGAUUCUCUUCAAGUAUUGGAUUGAGAGUACUUAUUGAUAAAGCUCUCAUAACUAUUUCAUAUGGAAAGGUAGAAGUACAUGAUUUGCUUCAAGAAAUGGGCAUGGAAAUUGUUCGACAAGAAUCCUUGAAUAAACUAGGUGAACAUAGUCGACUGUGGCUUGAUAAUGAUGUCUAUGAUGUAUUGAACAAGAAUAAGGGAACUGAUAAAAUACAAGGCCGACGAUUUAAUAUGUCUGAAAUAAGAGAGAUACACUUAAAUCCUCAUGCUUUCUCAGAGGUGGAUUAUCUAAGAUUGUUAAUAGUGGAUAGAUCAAAAUACAAAGGCAAAUAUAAUAAUGUGCAUGGUUUUGAAGAGCUAGAAUCUGAUUUCACAGAGUUAAGAUGCCUCUGUUGGGAUUUUUAUCCCUUCAAAUCACUGCCUUUGAAAUUUUAUCCUCGGAGCCUUCUUGUACUUAUGAUGCGUUGCAGCAAUCUUAAACAACAAUGGACUGGCAUCAAGGAUGUUGCUAAUUUAAAAUACAUUAACCUCAGUCACUCGGAGCAUCUACUUAUACUCCCAGACCUCUCAGAGGCUCAAAAUCUAGAGUGUUUGAUUCUAAAAGGUUGUACAAGUUUGUUUAAGAUCAUUCCUCCUACUCGGAAUCUCAAUAAACUUGUUGAGUUGAAUCUAAGGAAAUGCAAAAGCCUCACCAGUCUUCCAAUUGGACUUCAAUCCAAGUCUUUAAAAUAUGCUGUUCUCUCAGGCUGCUCUAAUCUCAAGACUGGAACUGCGAUAAAAGAAUUAUCUUCUUCAAUUGAAAGUCCUUCCAGACUAGUUGAAUUGAAUCUUGCGGGUUGUUCAAGGCUUGAAACUCUUCCAAGCAGUGUUUGUAAUUUGGAAUCUAUUCAACGACUUAAUCUUUCUGGUUUGUUACAGGUAAAGUUUGUUUUAGGGAUCCCACGCAAUAUAAAAGAGUUAAAUUUAGACGGAACUGCAAUAAAAGAGCUGCCAUCAUCAAUUGAGAAUGCAUCCCGUCUAGAAAGAUUGAGUCUAAAAGAUUGUUCAAGCCUUGAGAGCCCACCAACAAGCAUCGUGAACCUUUCUAAGUUAAAGCUCCUUAACAUAGGUGUUUGCAAUAGGCUUCAGUCUUUACCAAAGCUUCCGAGUAAUAUAGAAGAACUUAGAGCAGAUAAUUGCAAUAGGCUGAAAGCAAUUUCAGGUUUGGAGAAUCUAAUUCAAAGACAUUGCGGAAGGAUACUCAGCUUCCCUAAUUGUGUCAGUCUGAAUUGGAAUGCAGUCAGAAACAUAUUGCAUGAUGCUGCAUUGGAUAUGUACGCAGAUGAAUUUGAACUAUUCAAUAUGCAAGGGUAUCAUUCAGUACCUGGCAAGCCGCAAGGUGUUAUGUGUUUCCCUGGAAGUGAAAUUCCCGAAUGGUUUAACAUUCAAAGUAGGGGAUCUGUUAUAGAGCUACCAAAAGGUUCAUUCAACCAUAAGAAAUUUUUGGGUUUUGUCUUCUGUGUCAUUGUCAAAGGCCGAGAUUGGAUUAAUUUCUUGAAUGCUGAGUAUGAGUUUCUGGUGAAAUGCCUAAAUGAAUACAUGACAUUUGAUAAAAAAAGGCUUUUCUUUGGACCGACGAUCAUUAAGUCGGAUCACGUAUUGCUGGGGUACAAUUGCAAUACAUGUAAAGCUUUUGAAUUCUCCUGUGACACGGAGGCCAUUAUCACUUUCAAACUUGUGAAAAAUUUAAACAUACUGAAGUGUCGGGUCCGUUUGGUCUUCACCCAAGAAAUUAACGAACCUAUGAAAAGACCAAGAUGUUCCAUCCUUGAUGAAGAGGAAGCAUAUUCUACCUCCCAGCGAUUUAGAUCUUCAAAUUUCUUCAAAGCUCAAUCUAGCUCAAGAUGUUCCAUGAUCGAUGAAGAGCAUGAGGAAGCAUACUCCAGGGGAUUCAAGCCUUCAAAUUUCUUUAAAGGCGAAUCUAGCUCAAAGUAA